Patiria miniata (bat star) is the source of this 285-nucleotide messenger RNA. Its product is annotated as brain protein I3-like. The record is from RefSeq and is a predicted model, not a curated record. The coding region runs from base 1 to 285 and encodes 94 amino acids. Lineage: Eukaryota; Metazoa; Echinodermata; Asteroidea; Valvatida; Asterinidae. The transcript has 2 exons.
AUGUUAAGCCAAACAGCUCCCCAGCCACAGCCGCAGCCGAUGCAGCAGCCGAUGCAGCAGCCGAUGCAGCAGCCGACCGUGGUCCAAGUCACUGUGCCAGCCCAGACCACUUCCCAUAUAGUAACCGUGGGUAACUGUCCCGUCUGCCACAUCGGCAACAUGAGGGAGGAGUUCUCGGCAGUCGGCAUCGUACUGGCCGUCCUCUUCUUCCCGCUCGGUGUGAUCUGCUGCCUUAUGAUGACCGAGAAGGUCUGCCCUCACUGCGGGGCGCGCUUCGGCGCGUAA